Periconia digitata is the source of this 1962-nucleotide messenger RNA. NCBI's taxonomy places the organism in Eukaryota, Fungi, Ascomycota, Dothideomycetes, Pleosporales, Periconiaceae. The record is from the annotation of a GenBank genome assembly.
UUCAUCAUGUCCGGCAAGGCCAUCUUUGCCCUGUCCGCUUUGAGCGGCUUGGCUGCUGCUCUUCCUGGCUAUGAGGCCUACCAGCCAGUCCCCCCACCCACAUACGGCGGAGGAAAGUCCUCUGCUUCCGUCCCUGAAGUGAGCAGCGUCUCAAAGCCUGCCUACGGUGGUGACAAGUCUUCUUCCAUUCCCUCAGUGAGCAGUGCUACCAAGCCAAUUGGUUACGCGCCCUCCUCUGCUGUUCCCUCUGCGUCCAUCUCGCAGCCCACCGAGGGACUUGAGAGACCCACUGGUUACAAGCCCAACUUCCCUUCGGGCGUCGCUAAGCCGUCUGGAACGGGUAGCGGCCCCAUCUACGGCGGAGGAUCCAUGACCUACUCCCCUCCUACUGGAACUGACGUGCCCGUUAUCCCAUCCCACGGCGCUGGCGGUGCGGAUAACUGCGUUAGCUACACCACUGUCACCUCGACUUCCAUCUACACUUCUACUCAGAUCGUGACAGUUACUUCCACUGCCUCUGGCGCUGGAAGCACCGAUGUUGCCGGUUCAGACUCUCCUACCUACGGCGGUGGUAACACUCCUUCGACUACCCCAGAAGGCAGUGAAGACACCGAAGACGAGACUAUCGGUGGCGGAGAUGACGAGACCAUUGGCGGAGGAGACGAUGAGACCAUUGGCGGAGGCGAUGACGAGACCAUUGGCGGAGGCGAUGACGAAACCAUUGGCGGAGGUGACGACGAGACUAUUGGUGGAGGUGACGACGAGACUAUUGGUGGAGGUGAUGACGAGACUAUCGGCGGAGGUGAUGACGAGACUAUCGGCGGAGGUGAUGACGAGACUAUCGGCGGAGGUGAUGACGAGACUAUCGGCGGAGGUGAUGACGAGGAGUCACCAUCUGGAUCUACACCAAACACUCCAAGCGGGCCUGGCGGGGAUUAUGGAAACAACACUCCCAGCAACCCCCCUACCCCUGGCCAGAACGAAGAGGAAGACGAGGGCGAAACCCCUGGAUCAAGCACUCCUUCUUCCACUCCUUCAACUCCUGGAGGCAGCUACGAUCACGUCACUCCCCCAACUGGAGGACGUCCCCCUUACGGUUCUCACAAUGGCACCAUCGUGAAGCCCAGCGGUCACGGUGGAUACGGUCCCGGCCAUGUCAAGCCCUCUGGUAGUGUCCCAAGCGGAUACAGCUCCGUCCCUAGGCCCUCGGGCCCUCCCGUUUACAACGGUGGCUCUUCGGCAAUCUCUUCUGCCACUCGCCCUGGAUACGGUGCCCCCAGCUCUGCCGUUGUUCCCUCGAACUCUGCCCCUGUUUCUUCGGCCACAAAACCUGCUGAGAGCGGUCACUACGGUGGUGGUGCUCCCAAGCCCAGCUCAACUGGUGGGUACAACGCUCUUCCCGUGCCUUCAGGUCCUCCCGUUUACGGCGGUGAAUCUUCAGCGGUUUCAUCUGCCACUCGCCCUGGAUACGGUGGCCCUAGCUCUGCCGUCUCUUCUGCCACUCGCCCUGGAUACGGUGGCCCUAGCUCUGCCGUCUCUUCUGCCACUCGCCCUGGCUACGGUGCUCCCAGCUCUGCUGUUGUUCCCUCGAACUCUGCUCCUGUUCCUUCGUCGACAAAGCCUGCUGAGAGCGGUCACUACGGCGGUGGUCCCAAGCCUAGCUCAAGCGCUCCUGGUGUUCCCCAGCCCAGCUCAAGCGCUCCCGGUGGUUACAACACUGUGCCUGUUCCCACCUCAACAAAGCCCGCCCCCGGUGGUUAUGGCCAACCUAGCAGCGCUCCCGCUGGCGGCCAAUACGGCGGUUCCCCCGCUCAGUCCACGCAACCUGGCUACGGAUCUCCUGCGCAACCCACUCAGUCUGCUCAGCCCGGAAACAGCUACCAGCCUGGAAACAGCUACCAGCCUGGAAACAGCUACCAGCCUGCUACCCCUCCCAAGGGCUACCGCAUGCUCCGCGCUUAA